UCUUAAAAUAUAAAUGGGCGGGUUAUUGAGUGGCUUUCCCUCUGCGCCGCUGCCAGCAACAAGGUUCGUGUCGGACUUUACAGUGACUUAGAUUACAUGUCGGGAUGUCUCCGUUGGGAAAGCUGCGCGUCGCUGUUAUAGGGGCCGGUGCGGCGGGACUGUGUGCCGCACGCCAUCUCCUCUCUCGCCAGGACAUUUUCGCCCCGCCAGUGGUAUACGAACUGACCAAGCAUAUAGGAGGGACUUGGGUUUAUGAAGAACGGGUGGGAUCCUACGACAACGGCCUGCCCAUUCACAGCAGCAUGUACCGGGACCUUAGUACCAAUAUUCCCAAAGAGGUGAUGUCAUUCCCUGAUUUCCCCUUUGCAAAGCAUCUCCCUUCAUUUGUUCAUCACACAGAGGUGCGGAAAUACCUUGAGCAGUAUUGUGACCAUUUCCGUCUUUGGGACCACAUUCAGUUUGACACCAUGGUGGAUGCAGUGAGCCCAAUAAAAGUUAAGAAUGGAUGGAAAGGUUUGGCUUGGGACGUCACCUCAAGUGAUAUCAGUGAUGGCUUAGACCGGCGCAAAUCCAUCAAGGAAACCUUUGAUGCUGUUAUGGUGUGUAAUGGACAUUUCUAUGACCCAUACAUCCCUAGCAUACCAGGACUGGACAAGUUCAAAGGUGUGCUAAUGCACAGUCAUGAAUAUCGCAGUGCAGAACCCUUUUCCAGGAAGUCAGUGGUGCUCCUGGGGGCUGGUCUUUCUGGGCUGGACCUUGCGAUGGAGCUCUCCAGUGUCAAUGCUAAGGUGAUCCUGAGUCAUGGACAAAACCGCCUGACAGGCCCUCUACCCGCAGGAGUGGAGCAGGCUUGUCCAGUAACCAGAGUCCUGGAGGAUGGCACUCUGGAGUUCCAGGAUGGGAGGCAGGCAACGGCAGAUGUGUUUUUAUUUUGUACGGGCUACAACUUCACCUUCCCUUUCCUGGAUGAGCAGGUGGGCGUGCAGGUGAAAGACCACCUGGUCUUUCCGCUCUACAAGUUUCUGAUGCCUCCUGCCUACCCGUCGCUCUUUGUAGUGGGCAUCUGCCGAGCCAUAUGCCCCUUCCCACACUUCCAUGUUCAGUCCCAGUUCAUCAUCUCUGUGCUCAAUGGAACCUUCCCCCUGCCCUCCUGUGAGGAAAUGGAAAAGGACUUUGAGAUGGAUAUUGCAGCCCGCCGAGCUCGUGGAGUGGCCACCCGGCACAUCCUGAAGCUGGACUCUGAGCAGUGGGCCUACAAUGAGCAUCUAGCCAAACUGGGUGGGUUCCAGCCCCUUCCCCCAUACUGGAGCAACCUAUAUGAGUCUAACAAGGUGUUCCGUGCCCGGCAUAUGCUCAGCUACAAGACAUAUAACUAUACUGUCCUCAAUGAGAAGGAGUGGAUGGUGCAGAAUCUACAAGGUCAACAGCUGCAGAAACCCCAACUUAAACAGAUGUAAUUAGGUUAGCAUGCGACUUUUUCAUAGAAAAUGAAUUCAGUGACUGAUACUUUGAAUUCAAUAUCAAAUUUAUAACAUCAUGCCCAAGUGACCUAAAUUAAAUGACUUUUAUUUCUAAUGAAAUAACCUCUUGUUUCUUCUACUUAACAAAAAUGGUGGUCAUAGUGUACUAAAAACAUUCUCUAUGGUGCUCACUUAACGUAGGCUAGUUAUUCUUUGUACAACCUGUUUCCUUCUGUAAACAAUAAAUGCAUUUCUUUGUCUGGCAGUUUCUGGUGGACAAUUCACCAA
Molecule: messenger RNA, 1748 nt
Organism: Electrophorus electricus (electric eel)
Lineage: Eukaryota; Metazoa; Chordata; Actinopteri; Gymnotiformes; Gymnotidae
Molecular function (GO): NADP binding; N,N-dimethylaniline monooxygenase activity; flavin adenine dinucleotide binding
Source: RefSeq, a predicted model, not a curated record